Fusarium keratoplasticum is the source of this 1026-nucleotide messenger RNA. RefSeq names its product Abhydrolase-3 domain-containing protein. The transcript is spliced from 2 exons. Gene Ontology annotation, molecular function: hydrolase activity. NCBI's taxonomy places the organism in Eukaryota, Fungi, Ascomycota, Sordariomycetes, Hypocreales, Nectriaceae. The record is from RefSeq and is a predicted model, not a curated record. The coding region runs from base 1 to 1026 and encodes 341 amino acids.
AUGAUGAUUUCAAGUCCCGAGUUUGCUGAGUUUCUUGCGCAAGCUGGCGAUGUCCCAAACCCCCCGAUGUCUGCCAUGGCAGCGGCUUUCAAGCAGAACCCACCUCCUAAGCCACCAUCCACAGAGAUCGAGUACACAACGGAGAUCCCUAUGCGAGACGGAUACUUGAGCGAGCUUCGCAUCCAUCAUCCAAGCAAGUCAUCGACCGAUACUCGGGCCAUGUUCGUCUUGAUACAUGGCGGCGGCUUCUGCCUAGGAAACAACUUUAUCCACAGCUACCAAUCGCGGGCUAUCGCGUCGCUCCAUGAUGUCACCGUCGUCAAUCUUUCGUAUCGUCUUGCUCCGGAACACAAAUUCCCUGCCGGUCCCAAUGAUGUCUGGGACUCUAUGAAAUGGUUGAGCCAAGAGGGCAAUGCAAAAGAGCUCGGGUGUGACCUCUCGCUUGGAUUUUACAUUGGCGGUGUAUCUGCUGGUGGAAACCUGUCCGCGGUCACGGCACAGCGAUGGGUGUCAGAGAAGUGUAUGCCCAAGCUCACAGGGGUCUGGGCGUCCAUUCCUUACGUCUUAGAGGAAGAGAUCGUACCCAUUCAGUACAAGGGCUUCUAUCUCGCCAGGAAGCAGAAUGCCGACGCUAUGGUCAUCAACAAGGACGCGAUGGACUUUGUGCUAGACGCGUACAAUCCGGAUAUAUCGUCGCCGGCUUUCUCUCCCUUUCGAGCCGAGCAUCCACACACCGGAAUGCCACCCGUCUACAUUCAGGUUGCAGGCCAGGACCCGCUCAGGGACGAUGGACUCAUUUAUGAGAAAGCCCUGCGUGCUCACGGGGUGCCGACGAGACUGGAAGUGUACCCUGGUCUUCCUCAUGCAUUUGAUGGUAUGUUUCGGGAGCUGAAGGUUUCGCGGAAGAGCAUGUUCGACACUUUGAUGGGGAUUGGCUGGCUCACAAAGAAGAAUCUUGAUCGUGAACUGUGUGAGAAGCUGGUUGAAGAGUCAUAUAUGGCCACGCCCUCCGUGCGGCCGAUUUGA